UGGAAUCGUAAAAAUCAAUCGAUUUCAGCAAAAUAAGCGAGUUUCUAGCCUUAAAUUCAACUAAAAUCGUAAAUUUUAUGUCCAAACAGAGGAAAUUUUUGUAAAUUUUUGCGUGGAAAUGUAAUUAAAGUCUAAAACAAGCUGUUAAUUUACCUGCCUAGUCAAAGAAAAUGCCCGAAAUCAAGGAAAAUGACGCAAAAAUUCACGCUGAUCGGAGAUUAUCUGCUGCAAAAUUGUGUCAUAGCGAGGAUGAAUCACUGAACUCGUCUUCGUCGUCUUCAGUACGGAAUGUCGUUUCGAGCAAAAAGCCACCGAUUGUGACGAAAAUUGCGUCGCCGCUGCUGAAAAAAGAGUCGACGACGUCGUCGUCGCGUGUCAGAAGUGCGAGCGCGGGUCGCGACAAACGCAGUGAGCUUCAGGCGCGGUACUGGGCUUUCCUGUUUGGCAAUUUGCAACGAGCGAUUGAUGAGUUGUACACGACCGUGGAGUGUUAUGGCUCGAUGUCGUCAUGCAAAGAGGUGAUUUUGGUACUGGAGAACUAUAUAAGGGAUUUUAAGUCGUUGGCAGAGUGGUUUCAAGUGUCGUCGGAAUAUGAAAAUACGCCGUUGCCACAACGACCGCACUCGUUGGCGUGGGAAGUGAGGAAGAGUAAUCCUGUGCCACGCGUCAGAAUCAAAACUCUUGCCAGCCCAAAGUCAAUUUCUGGCAAAUCGAGUCCAAAUUAUUCCGGAAAAAACAGUCCUUGCCCCAUAAUUGAAGAAAAUUCCGUAAACUCACCCAAAAGAACGCCAUCAGAGAGCAAAUUAGCCAUCAUUUCGCACAACAAUGCCUCCAUGCUGCAAGGCUCCAAGGAGUUAAUCCACAUAAAUCACACAACUUUCGAGAAUUUCACGAACGGCGAGAUCGUUUGUCACGACAUGAUCGCCUUGAAAUCAUCCAUCAUCCCCGAAAGCAUCAGUCAAGUGCCCGUCGAGACGCAACAAGUCGUCGAACAGAUAAAUCUCGCCGUCGAUCAAGAAAAUAACAUCUUCAACUGCGUCAUGGAUGUCAUCCGCUUAGACAAAAGCUCGCAAACGGACUUGCCGGAUGGCGAUUUAACGCUCGCCGAGUACUUGGAGAAGUACGACAAGUGUCUCAUCGCUUCAGAAAACCCAAAAAUCGAAGAAAUCCCAAAAACGGAGGAAAAAUUACCUGUCGAAGAGAAGAAAAAACCUCCGGUAACGGCAAAAUACUCAAGUGUUGUGAGCAAAAAUUUACCUUCUCGCGCAGCGACGAUGACAAAUGGCGUUCAUGGCAGAGCUGGGCAUCAAGGCAUCUUGAAAAAAACCGUUGUUGGCAAAAUUAUUCCAAAAACGACGAAUUCUUCCGUUGUUUCGAGUCGUCAAACGCGUUCCGUGAAGCUGCGCGAUAACUUGGGAGCUCCGAAAAACGUGGAAAAUCGAUUGUCGGCACGUUCAAAGACCAUGAUCGAGAUAAAUAGCAACAAAAAUCCCGUAAAUACCCAAAAAUCCCGCGUUAGUGAGUUAAAUCGCCUCUCAAAAUCACGCGAAAGUCUCGGAAGUAGCACUUCCACGCUAAAAGCAAGCACAGAUCGCUUGUUGCAUGGCUCCAGCAAGUCAAGUCUCGUCCGUUCCAGCUUAAAAUCCGAUUCCAAAGCCCAAAGUUCGUCAAGUGAGACCAUAACAGGCAACGAUAGCGGAUGGCAAACCGUCAAAAAUCGCCGUCGCUUCAGCAGUCACUGGGCAAAUCGCUUCAAUCAACCUUCCGGAUACGCGAGUUUACCUUCUCUGGCCCUUUUGAACGAAGAAAAACCUGAAAAAAACGAAGAUGAGAAGCUAAAAAAUGAAAAAUCGGUUACAAAAGAUGUGAAAAGUAAGACUUUGACGGAAGUAAAGAAGAAACCCGUUGCUGUCACGAAGCCAAUUGUGCCCUCAAGCGUCAAAACAUCCUCGGUUCUCGCCAAAACGACGCAAAAACCCAAACCCGAAGCAAUCAAAAGUCAACAAAAGAGCUCAUCGUCCGGCGAAAUCAAGCGAAAAGUGAAUUCGGCGCCGACAACGCGAACGCCCGCGGUUCCCGUCAGCAGCAUCAAGCGUCAAAAGUCGGAUUUGACGGGACUCAAACUGAAAUCGCUACGAAAAGAGUAUCUCCGGAGCGAAAAAUUGCUGAAUUUACAAAAAAACAGCUCAAGUCCGGAAAAAAGAUCGAAAAAUGAGUCGUCAAACGAGUCAAAUAGCCAAACAGAUGAUGAAAAACAAUCGGAAACGAGCACAAGUAAGAUCGACAUGAAAAUCCAAACGGGCAGCGAGAUCCUCAACAAACUUUAUGUCGCUUGUUUGGGCCAAUCUCGCAUCGAUCGCGACAUUUCCAGCUGCGACGACGAACAAGACAUCGAAUCUGACGACGAUCAGAAGAAAAUUCUCGAAGCGAAGCAGGAAAGUUUGGAACGCGAGUUGCGCGAACUGCAAAAUACCGAAAUUGACGUCGAUACAGAGACCGAUGAGACAGAUUGCGAAACUUUGGACCUCAUGACGACCGAUGAUCAGUGCGAUGCGAACGGAAAUGACGAGGAUAUGACGUUGGAGGAUCGCUAUGAAGCCGUUUUGAGUGACAUGUCGUGGGUCGAAAGGCUCGAAACGCUGGCGACACUUCAAGCGAUCCACGCCCGACACCCGGGACGAGCGCAGCAACUGCAUCAAAAGCUGUCAAACCCAUCGCGGUGCCUUUCGUUGACGGAAACACUCAAAAAAUAUCAGGCAAAGCAAGCUCGUGCCUUGGAAAAACGUCAAGCGUUGCAAAAGGACAAAGCGGUGAAGAUCCAAAAUUUGUUGGCGCGCGUCGAGGAGGUGAAAAAUCAAAAGCAGCAGUUAAUUGAUGAGAAACGCAUCCGGAUGGAGAGUCGUUUGAAGCGUGCGGCGGAGAAUAGAACGCAAUAUUUGCGCGAUAAGAUCCGAAAAGCGCAUGAUGAGGAGGAAAAAUUAAAGGAAAUUGCUUUUAUCAAGAGUUUGGAGGCGCAAAAUAAGAGAAUAGAUUUUAUGGAGUCGUGUCGCGAGCAGGAAGGACGACUUCAGGACCUGGAACAGGAACGGAUUAAGCGAAUGGAGGAAAAAGCCGCGAAAGAAGCUGCUGUGGAGAAGCGUCGACAAGAGUUGGAAGCCCAAAGGCAGCAACGUUUGGAAAAAAUGAGCGAAACGCGUCGCGAACGUGAAAAAAGAGUCGGAAAAAUGCAAGCCCAGCGUGAACAGCAGCGUCAACAUGCGGCACGAGCCAAAGCCAAAGACCGCGAAACGCGUCUCCAAGCAUUGCAAGCCCAACAAAUCGCCACGACGGAAGAACUUCAGCGAAAAAUCCUGCAAAAACAGCAGGAAUCAGCGCGGCGCCACGAAGAAAAUAUCGAACACAUUCGUCAACGAGCGCUUGAGAUGACAAUUCCCAUCAGAAGUGGCGAAGAAACGACGCCGCAACCGGGUCAAAGGUCUUCUAUAAGUGGCGAUGGCACGAAACCCGGCACGAAAUAUUGCAGCGACAAGUCCAAGGAGCUCGUAAAGACGGCACGGAAGCGUUUGAAGAAGAUUAAACAACGAAUGGCUCUUGCAGCAGCGGAUUAUCUCGCGGAAAUGCAACCUCUACCGGCUCACGUGAAAAAAGAUUCGCAAGUUCAUAAAUUGCUGAACAUGAUAACCAAAGGCGGCGGUCCGCUUGGCAUCGAAAGACCCCUGGGGCAACUUUUACGACAAAUUUCCAAAGCAGAAAUUGCGGAUUUUCAGUCAAUGUGGUUGCUCGAUGGGCUCGGAACGAUUUCCAACAUCAUCCAAAAGGGCAUGCAAGACAAUUCGGACAUCUCGAAACGGGCGGUGGUUCUUUCGGUGCAACUUUAUCGCAAUUCUUGCUCAUCCUGUCCACAGAUUGCGCGUCAUGCGAUCCUCGGAAAUACAAUUGUGGUGUUGUUUGAUGCACUUUUGACGAGUUUGCAGACCCCUGAGGAAAAAAGUCCCUUGUACCCCGUUGAACUGUCAACUGAACUGAUCUUGGCCUGCACUGUUGCCCUGUCACCCAGCAAUUCCCUGAAGCAAGCCAACCCUAAGGUAUUGGAACGCCUUCCAGAUCUCAUAAGGAGAGAGACGGGCGACUGGAACGAAAAACGAUCGAUAAACGUAAUUCAAUUAAAGCUCUCUCGCAGCGCAUACGAUGUCAAGGAAUUAGAAUUAGGUCUCUUAUCGUCUGGUCGGGCUGCUGUAGAUCAUUAA
This is a messenger RNA of Culicoides brevitarsis, 4247 nucleotides long. RefSeq names its product S phase cyclin A-associated protein in the endoplasmic reticulum-like. Lineage: Eukaryota; Metazoa; Arthropoda; Insecta; Diptera; Ceratopogonidae. The coding region runs from base 171 to 4247 and encodes 1358 amino acids. The transcript has 6 exons. The record is from RefSeq and is a predicted model, not a curated record.